AUGAAGAAAGCUACGGCAUUGAUGAAACAGAUUGUUGCGUUGUUGAGCUCCGUGGCAAAGGCUAAAUCUAUAGCCAUAAAAAACAAAACAAGCGCCUUCAAAACACGACUCCUCAUGUUGUCCCUGGUGAAACAAAAGAAGCUCGGUAGCGCGGCCUCCACAGUUGAGGCUUACGACGUUCAUGAGGAGGAAAGCGACAAGUAUCCUGACCUGAGGCACACCUUAUUCGAAGGAGAGGAGGAGUUCGGGGACUUGGAGGAGGGCCAAGGCAGUUCUAUGAUAGAUCUGGUGAGGAGCUCCAAGGAAGAAGAAGGAGGCAGCUUCAAGCUAGAAGAUGAGAUCGACCAUGUCGCAGAUCUCUUCAUUUCCAGGUUUCAUAAGCAGAUGAAGCUUCAAAAACUCUUGUCCUUCAAGAGGUACCAAGAAAUGCUAGCCCGAGGCACCUAA
Molecule: messenger RNA, 447 nt
Organism: Arabis nemorensis
Lineage: Eukaryota; Viridiplantae; Streptophyta; Magnoliopsida; Brassicales; Brassicaceae
Source: the annotation of a GenBank genome assembly